Messenger RNA from Sitodiplosis mosellana (orange wheat blossom midge), 459 nucleotides. RefSeq lists its product as uncharacterized. Lineage: Eukaryota; Metazoa; Arthropoda; Insecta; Diptera; Cecidomyiidae. Gene Ontology annotation, molecular function: nucleic acid binding. The annotation marks the transcript as partial. Gene Ontology annotation, biological process: DNA integration. The transcript has a single exon. The record is from RefSeq and is a predicted model, not a curated record.
AUGACGGCUGAGGCAUUUAUAGCAGCUCUACGACGUUUCAUCGCGAGAAGAGGUGAAGUAAAAACAAUGAACAGUGACAACGGUACCAAUUUUGUUGCGGCAAAUCGUUUGUUGCAUGAAUUAACGCAAAAAGAAAGGGAAGAGUUCAACGAAGAAGUUGUUAACGAAUUUACGAGCCAAGGCAUUACUUGGAAAUUCUCGCCACCACGAGCGCCACAUUUCAACGGCUUAGUGGAGGCGGGCGUAAAAACAAUAAAAAUCCAUUUUAAGAAGGCGUUGGGAGAUAAAAAAUUCACAUUCGAAGAGUUAUCAACGGUUUUAACUCAAAUAGAAGCAGCGGUGAAUUCACGACCACUAAUUCCAAUGUCCUCUGACCCCAAUGAUAACACGAUUUUAACUCCAGCUCAUUUCCUGUUAAAUUCACAUCCGAUGGCAAUCGCGAGUGAAAAUUUGGACGAG